AUGGCUUCAAUUAGUUUAUUGAAUCCUAAAGCUGAAUACGCUCGCGCUGCAAAUGCCUUGGCCUUUAACAUCUCGGCUGCCAAAGGUUUGCAAGAUGUCAUGCGGACCAAUUUGGGACCUAAAGGAACAAUGAAAAUGUUGGUGUCGGGAGCUGGCGACAUUAAAAUCACCAAGGAUGGUAAUAUUCUUUUGCAUGAAAUGCAAAUUCAACAUCCCACCGCAUCGAUGAUUGGCCAUGCUAGUACCGCUCAAGAUGAUGCAACUGGUGACGGUACCACAUCCACAGUUUUACUCAUUGGUGAGCUCCUAAAACAAGCCGAUAUCUUUUUGGCUGAAGGCCUUCACCCCCGUAUUGUGACUGAAGGUUUUGAAAAGGCCCGCGAACAAGCCUUGGCUGUUUUGGAUACCAUGAAAGUACCAGUUGAGGUUAACAAGAAGAGUUUAACCGAUGUCGCCAGAACUAGUCUGAAAACUAAAGUUCAUGCCGCUUUGGCUGAUUUGUUGACAGAUGUCUGCGUCGAUGCUGUCUUGGCCAUUCGUCAUGACGAAAAACCCGUAGAUUUGCACAUGAUUGAAAUUAUGGAAAUGCAACACAAGACAGCCACCGAUACUACUUUGAUUAAAGGUUUGGUUAUGGACCAUGGUGCUAGACAUCCUGAUAUGCCCAAACGUUUGGAAAAUGCCUACAUUUUGACUUGCAAUGUUUCCCUUGAAUACGAAAAAUCAGAGGUUAACUCUGGUUUCUUCUAUAAAACUGCCGAGGAACGUGAGAAGUUUGUUCAAGCUGAACGCGACUUCAUCGACCAGAGAGUAAAGAAAAUCAUCGAAUUGAAGCGUAAAGUUUGCGAUGGUACUGAAAAAUCCUUUGUUGUUAUCAACCAAAAAGGUAUUGACCCCAUGUCUUUGGAUGCCCUUGCCAAAGAAGGCAUUUUGGCUUUGCGUCGUGCCAAGCGCCGUAACAUGGAACGUUUGGCUUUGGCCUGUGGUGGUACUGCCAUGAACUCUGUCGAUGAUUUGGAAGAAUCUCACUUGGGCUAUGCUGGUCUCGUCUAUGAACAUGUCUUGGGUGAAAAUAAGUUCACAUUUGUGGAAGAGUGCAAAAAUCCACAAUCCGUAACCAUUUUGGUCAAGGGUCCCAACAAACACACCAUUGUGCAAAUCAAGGAUGCCAUUCGUGACGGUUUGAGAGCCAUUAACAAUACCAUUAACGAUAAGUGCGUCAUUCCUGGAGCUGGUGCUUUUGAAGUACGUGCUUUCAACAAAUUGAUGAAAUACAAGGAUACCGUUAAGGGUAAAGUACGUUUGGGAAUCCAAGCCUUUGCCGAAGCUCUCUUGGUGAUACCCAAAAAUUUGGCCAUCAACAGUGGUUACGAUGCCCAAGACACUAUUGUUAAGUUGACUGAAGAAGAUCGUCUCAAUCCCGAUCCCAUUGGCUUGGACUUGUCCACUGGUGAACCCAUGAAACCCGUUGAUUUGGGUGUUUACGAUAAUCAUAUUGUUAAGAAACAAAUUUUGAAUUCCUGCUCUGUCAUUGCCAGUAAUCUGUUGCUGGUCGAUGAAAUUAUGCGUGCUGGUAUGACCAGUCUAAAGGGUUAG
Musca domestica (house fly) is the source of this 1596-nucleotide messenger RNA. RefSeq names its product T-complex protein 1 subunit zeta (gene CCT6). Gene Ontology annotation, cellular component: chaperonin-containing T-complex. The record is from RefSeq and is marked provisional. Gene Ontology annotation, molecular function: ATP binding; ATP-dependent protein folding chaperone; ATP hydrolysis activity. NCBI's taxonomy places the organism in Eukaryota, Metazoa, Arthropoda, Insecta, Diptera, Muscidae. Gene Ontology annotation, biological process: protein folding.